Messenger RNA from Dromaius novaehollandiae (emu), 3537 nucleotides. It is a transcript of the gene RELL1, whose product is annotated as RELT like 1. Gene Ontology annotation, biological process: positive regulation of p38MAPK cascade. The record is from RefSeq and is a predicted model, not a curated record. Bases 136 to 1014 code for a protein of 292 amino acids. The transcript is spliced from 7 exons. Lineage: Eukaryota; Metazoa; Chordata; Aves; Casuariiformes; Dromaiidae. Gene Ontology annotation, cellular component: plasma membrane.
CGCCAGCGGCGCCGCGCACGCGCCGUGCAGGCCAGGCCGGGCCGGGCCGCGCCCCGCGCCCCGCGCCGGGGGCGGGCCGGGCCGGGCCGGGCCGCGGCGCUGCCAGCGCGGAGGCAGCGCGGCGAGGCGCGGGGCAUGGCUCCGCCGGGGUCGGGCGGGAUCCCGCCGACUGCCCUGUCGCUGGGCUCCACGGCGGCCUGGCGGGAGAGCCGCGCCGCACUCGGUGAUGAAGAGUUUCUCCAAGCUUUGUCAAGCUAUGGUUUACAAACAACUACUUUGGCAACUAAGACUGGCCAUGGUAAUGGGUCUGACCACCCAGAAUAUAUUGCCUUUGCAUUGGUUCCUGUUUUCUUCAUCAUGGGUCUCUUGGGGAUCCUCAUCUGUCAUGUCCUUAAGAAAAAAGGAUAUCGUUGUACAACAGAGGCUGAACAAGUAGAAGAAGAAAAACUUGGCGAAAAAAUAGAAAUGAAUGAGACUAUGCAUGAGAAUAGUGACACUGUGGGACAAAUUAUUAACUACAUAAUGAAAAAUGAAGCAAAUGCUGAUGUGUUAAAGGCCAUGGUAGCAGACAGCAAUGUUUUUGAACCUGAAAGCCCUGGAUCUCCUACCACUCCUGGGAGUCCAACAACUCCAGGGUCUCCUUUGUCACCUGGUGCUAUUCCAUUUAAACACAACUGCAAAGGCCAUCACUUCCAUACUGUUGGAGGAGUAGCAGAAAAGGAUGUUUGUACUCGUUGUAGUCACAAACGAUGGCAUCUUAUAAAGCCAGCCCACAAACCAAAAGAGCACAGAAGAAGCCGUCUUGGAGAGGUUACAGUACUUUCUGUGGGAAGAUUUAGAGUCACAAAAGUGGAGCACAAAUCUAAUUCCAAAGAGCGGAAAAGCUUGAUGUCUGUUACUGGUGUGGAGAGUGUCAAUGGUGAUAUGCCUGUUACGCCUACAAAACGGGAAUCGAGAGAAGCACCUGCUACACCUGUGAAACAGGGAAUACAAGAGAGAAGAAGCUCAGAGUAAGCUGCAGGUGGAACUUUUAGAAGAAGCUUGUCUGUUAACACUUUGGAGAAAACUGAGAACUCCGAGAUGCUUAUUAUUUAAAGAAAUGUAUUUAUGACACUGUAGCGUUUUACAGGUUCUGUGAUGGCACCUAUGCAAAGUUAAAUGCUUAAUGGCUUUUAACCAAUAAAAUCAGUAAGAUUUAGAUGCUUACAUAGUGUUGAGCUCUGUGGACCUCAUACCAAAUAUUGGGCUUUGUCCUGCAAAAAAAAAAACCAAAAAAAACCCAAAACCUGUAACUCUUUUUGGCAGGAAAAGUAAAAGCGUUAUUAAAUAACCUUUAUUUUUGUUUUCAGAUAAGUAUUUUUAAAGAGCUCAAUAUUAUGAAUAAUUACUCUAUGGAUAAACUGUGUUUACCCCUCUGGUCUGUCUGUUUUUUCUCUCCUCUGUUCUUCCCUUCCAGAGUUCACGGUUAUUCACUAAAGAUAAGCCAGGUUUUGGAAGAUGAAAAUAUUGUGUUAAUCUAACUGUUAAGAAACAAGCAAAAUGUGCAAGGAAGCAAAUGCUAUGUCAGCCAAAAUCUGCACACGUGCCUUUAGUAUGUAAGCCCUCUUUACAGUACAGACUAGUUCAGCCAUAUGCAGAUGUUAAAUGAUAUCAAUGUCUUUCUCCCCCUUAUCUCAGUAACUGCUUGAUAUUAGGCUAAAGAGCAUCUCUUCUGUGCAUAUGGAUGAGCUCUUGGGAAGGUCACUUUCUUCAAGGCCUUUUCUCCUUCCAUACUUGUAUGUAUGUCAGGAAUGCCUAAUAGUCUUGCCUUUCUUUUUUGUCUCCUCCACUCCCUCCAGGUUCCUUAUUAAACUAAGGCAACCUAUUUCAACAAUUAGAUAAGCAUAUGGAAUAUAUGGCAUUAAAAAUUUUAGUGUACUUAAGUGCUUCAGAGUGGCUUUAUUGGACUGAGGAUAGUAGUUUCCAGUGACACGAAAAUGUUAAGCCAUGGCAUCACUAUCUUCAUAUUUCGAGUAUGACUUACUGGUAAAAAUACUAGUGACUGUUCUGUAGUGCUAAUUCUUUGUGUCUACUUAUGAUCUCUGCUUUAUUUUGUUACUUGGGAACCUAUGCAAUACUUCAGCAAACUUUGCUGUAUAGUAGAAGCUGAAAAAUAACAUUUGCUCUGAGUGCCUAAGAAUACAUAAGCUGUAGUAUACUGCAUUUUAGUAGAGAUUGCACUAUAUUCUGAGAACUAUAAAGUAAUUUAAUCUGCUUUAUGAACUCACUGAAAAUCAGUGCCUGUUUUGAAAUUGAUGUUUUAAAUUAAUGCUGUCAAUCUUUUUAGUCCAAAUGCUCUAAACUGUGUUUCUCCUUCAGAUCUGAGAGUCAAGUUUCUUCAUCAGCCUACGCAAUGCUAACCAUCAAUAUGUAGAAAGAUAAAUCUUCCCACUUACAAUUUUAGAUAUCCUCACAGCUUGUCAUGAAAGGUCAGGUUUAUUGGGCUGGGAAGUAUGUGCUGCUCAUGGUCGUCUUUUGGCUUGUAUCCACAAGACACAAACUGGACCUAUCAAUGUAUACUUCUUACAGACAGUAACUUUCUGUUUGCAAAACAAACCUUCUAAAAAGAAUCAUUGGUUUAUUAUUCCUUUAAAAAUUGAUAUUUUUAGAGAAGAUUGUCCAUAUCUGAGUCCCCAGAAUAAGCUUGGUCAUGACUGCUACUUGAGUGUUUAGCAUCCUUGCUCUUAGAAAUUUAAGAGAUGGUUUAUAAGAUCUUUUCAAUUUUUAGAUUUAACUUAAUCAUCAAACUCACCUUACAACUGCUAAGAGGCAUACAUUUAAUAAAUUCUUACAUUCUUUUCCUCUCCAGACUUUGCUUCAUUGUUUCUGUAAAGAGCUUAACAUUUGCAGAGGAGUUUAAUUCGUGUUAGUACAGCAGUUACCUUACACUCAUAUUUCUCUUAGUAUCUUGGAAACUGAAUUAAAAAAAAAAAAAAACUGGAGAAAGUGAGUAUUUUGCAAAACCAAGCAGUUUUGAAUAGUUAGCAGAAAGGAGAUACACAGUUGUAGACCGUCUCAAAAGUUUAAAAAAAAAACAAACAAAAAAGAUUUUAUUCUGAUAGUGUUGUGUUUUAGUAUGCAGUGGGUUGGGACUGCAAGUAAAUAUGCCAAAAGGAUUGAAGAGAGUUUAAAUAGAAAUAUGCUAUUUUUUUACUUAAUUUAAAAGUAGUUUCUAUUUCAAUUCUAUUGGAGGCAUGUAGAAUAAAAAAGUACAAGUGUAUUGGAUAUGUAAAACAUUGUUUGGCUAUUUAACAUACUUACAUAAGCUCCUGUACAGACCAGGUCUUACAACAUCUUAACUUGUGCGUUGCUACUUCAGCAAAAGUAUUUAGAAAUUGUGCCUGUUUUAUUGCAUUUAACACUACUCUGCAGUUUUGUGGUGGUAUGGAUGUUGCCAUGUCAGUCUUUCUUAAAUUUGCAUAUCAAAUGUAUUUUUAACAAAAUAGUUUAUAUACAAUUUUUGUACUACCAAGCAGUAAAUAAAACAUUGAUUCUUAA